AUGGAGGAAGUAGAAUCAGCCCCGGAGUGGCUUAUACAGAGACUAUGUACUGAAAACGAGGAGCAGUUGGUGGUUAUUGCUAAAACUCUUUCGGGUAUCUGGUUUGCGAGAAAUAGAAGGAUGUGGGAAGGAAAGCAUCCCGAUUCAGGAACAACAAUGGCUUUGAGUUUGAAGCAGAUUACAGAAUGGCAGGUAGCUCAGAAGAAAAUAAUCACUCCUAUUACUGAGCAUGCAGCGUCAGUAUCGCAAUGUGUUAAGUGGGAACCACCAGAUAUGGGAUGGUAUAAAGUGAAUGUGGAUGCAUCUGUGUUCGAAGGACAACCAUCUUUUUCUAUCGGAAUGGUUCUGAGAAACGAGAAGAGAGAGUUUAUUGCUGGGCUGAAUAAAUGCCUUGCUGGUAACUGCUCAGUUCUAGAACCAGAAGCUACGGGGGGUGCAAAAAGCUAUGAAUUGGGUUGA
Molecule: messenger RNA, 459 nt
Organism: Daucus carota subsp. sativus
Lineage: Eukaryota; Viridiplantae; Streptophyta; Magnoliopsida; Apiales; Apiaceae
Exons: 1
Coding region: 1-459 (152 amino acids)
Source: RefSeq, a predicted model, not a curated record